AAUUGUUGUGAUAAACUUAUUAAAUAGAUAUAGUGAUGAAUGUUGGUGACAUUCUGCACUUCAAGCCCCCCGAAGUGAAGAGGGACUUGGAGGGGGAUGGGGAAGAAGGGACUGCGGCUACAGGUGGGAUGCCAGCUGCGAAAGUGAGGAAGAAGUUGCAGGAGAUAGAGAGGAGUAGGAAGGAACUGCCCUUCGAACAACUCACUGACCAGGAGAAACUGAAGAUGCUCCAGGCUGCUGAAUCAGAACUGCCAAUGGCCAACAUAUUAGGUGACGAAGUGGAACAGGUGGCAGCAGUGGACAUAGCUUCAAUGAAGAGGACAAUUCAGUCAUUCCAGAAGAAGGUCAACAGGAACCAGGAAGCACGCAUCAAAUUCCCAGACAACCCUGAAAAGUUCAUGCAGACAGAAUUGGAUCUGCAUGAUGAGAUAGUUGAAAUGAGAGCAAUUGCCACCCAGCCUGAGAUAUAUCCUCUUUUGCUCUCGUCCGAGACAGGCGCGCUCAAAACAAUAUUGACUCUCAUCAACCACGAAAACACAGAUGUGAGUGUGGCAGUGAUUGAGUUGCUGCAGGAGUUGAGUGACGUGGACACUCUCAAUGAGUCAGCAGAGGGAGCUCACUUGCUAGUUGAAGAACUGAAUGAGUUGAGGGUGGUGAGUGUGCUUGUGCAGAACAUGGACAGACUGGAUGAAGUGAACAACAAGGAGGAGGCGCAGGCAGUCUUCAACUCACUCGGAGUAGUGGAGAACAUUCUAGAAUUCAAGCCAGAUUUGUCGUUCGAUGUAUCCUCCAGCCAGAAUCUACUGCCUUGGAUCAUCAAGCGCCUCAAGAUGAAAUCGGGAGGAGAUAUCUCAGUGAAAAGUUACGCUUCUGAGAUACUUGCUAUCUUGCUACAGAACAGUGACGACGUGAAACGGCAGCUGGGAGAGUGUGAGGGAAUAGACACUCUGUUGCAGCAGCUUUCUCAGUUCAAGAGGAGGGAUCCGAACUCCUCCGAGGACUCAGAGUUCAUGGAGAACACGUUCGACGGUCUCUGUUCCGCCCUGCUCUGUUCGCCUCCCAACCCCAACAGACAGUACUUCCUAGAGGGAGAGGGUCUGCAAUUGAUGAACUUACUGCUAAGAGAAAAGAAGAGGUCUCGUUUUGGUGCUCUAAAGGUGCUGAACUAUGCUCUGACUGGGAGGGAGGGGGCUGACAACUGUCUCAAGUGGGUGGACAUUCUGGGCUUGAGGACCAUUUUCCCUCUCUUCAUGCGACCUCCAUCCAUCACCAAGGGGUGUGGAUACACAACAGAGCAGUGUGAAGAGCACAUUCUGUCCAUAAUCUAUUGGCUCAUGCGCAACAUCCCAUCUGUCAGUAUCUCAUCAGCAGCUCCUGCUGUCACCUCAUCCGACGAGCCUUCUGCAGUUGCCCCCACCCAGCAGCCGGUGCAGCAGAGGGUGCGUCUGAUGAACAAGUGGGUGGAGAGGGACAUGGAGAAGGUGGACAGACUGAUGGAGCUGCACUUCAAAUACGCACAAAGAGUGAACAACUGCGACAGAAAGAUAGACAGGCAGAGACGGGAGUUGGCGGAGGCUGGAGAGGAAGUGGACGAGGAUGUGGAGGAGGAAUUCUACUUGUUGAGACUGGACUCUGGCUUGUUCACUCUCCAACUAAUCGACUGCAUCAUCUUACAGGCCUCCACCUACCACAAGAAGGUCUCGGAGAAAGUGCACACGAGUUUGAGGCUGCGUGGACACAACAAAGACACAGUUCGGGACGUCAUUAGAGAGUAUGCUUCCAGACUAGGAGACGAGAGAGGGGAGGAAGAGCGGGAGGAGGAACAGAAGAAGCUACUGGAACUCGUGGACGCAUUCUGAACACUCAACCCCUCUGACAUCUCAAUAUGUGGAAUACUGUCCGGUCCAGAUGAUGCGUUAAUACAUUGUCAAUUUGGCGACAGAAAGAAUAGGGAGGAAACCAUGGAAAUAAUAGCGAAAGAACAGCGAAACAUUUUUGAAAACCGAAUUCAAUAGAAUUAAUUGUACGUUUUAUCGUUUGCCGUGAUAUUUGUUGCUGAAGCUUGAAUUGUUCAAAUUGAGUCUUAUCAAUGA
Symsagittifera roscoffensis is the source of this 2093-nucleotide messenger RNA. RefSeq names its product beta-catenin-like protein 1. The transcript is spliced from 12 exons. The record is from RefSeq and is a predicted model, not a curated record. Lineage: Eukaryota; Metazoa; Xenacoelomorpha; Acoela; Convolutidae. Bases 36 to 1859 code for a protein of 607 amino acids. Gene Ontology annotation, cellular component: spliceosomal complex.